Apis cerana (Asiatic honeybee) is the source of this 2859-nucleotide messenger RNA. It is a transcript of the gene sosie, whose product is annotated as oogenesis-related protein sosie. The record is from RefSeq and is a predicted model, not a curated record. NCBI's taxonomy places the organism in Eukaryota, Metazoa, Arthropoda, Insecta, Hymenoptera, Apidae.
ACUUUCUGCUUUGGUGGUGGCAGCACGUAGGAUACACAGGGUGGGGGUGUACUAAAGGCUUAAAAGGCUCCCCAACGUCCUUGUAACACGCAGUUCUAGAAUAGAACAUAAUAGUAUUCCCUUCAAAUAAAAAUUAGUCCAAAUUUUUCUUCGACAUCUUCUAGAUUUAGUAUUUAAUCGCUGUUGCUUGCAACACUACCGAUAAUCACAUUAUUAAUUUAAAUAUUAGUGCAAAUACAUAGAAAUAUAUAGUAUAAAAACUCGUGAGAAGAAACUUUAUUGCAACGCAAAGAAAAAAGGAGAUUGAUACUUUUUGAAGUGAAAAAAAGCGAGUGAUUUUCAUUUCGAAAUUUCAUCGCUUAAUUUUAUUAUCUGAAUUCAGUGAUCGAUGAAUCAACUGUGCGGUUAAUCCCUUUCGAUCUUCACCGAUUUUAAAUAUAUAUCGUAGUUGCAACAAGUAGAAAAUGAAGAAGAGAAGUUUUCAAAUGUUUGCAACGUUUCUUUUAUUGGUGUUCUUCGUAUCGCCAUCUUCUACUUGGGCUCUUACGACUUUCGGCAAAACCAACCCUCAAACCUCGAAUCAAAAUUCUCAUCCAUCGCCUACACCAGUUGGGAGAGCUCGGGAAUGUAAGUUGGAGUCUGAUUGCGCUGGAAUUCAAAAUACGACAUGUAUAGCGGAUUCUCGAGAUGGAAGGACACGUUGUCUUUGCGCAGAUUAUUCCGCACCUCUUAACGGCGCGUGUAUUAACAAAUUCAAAGCAUUACAUUUUUCAUGUAACAAUGAUUCUGAAUGCACUAGUGGAGCACAUUGCGUACAACUAAAUGUUACCUUGGGAAAACGUUGUUAUUGUCAAGAAGGAUAUUAUGAAGAAAGUCCUUUAUUUUGCAGUGGUGGUACAUCUGUUUUUGCAUUUCACACGCUAUAUCUCUUAAUUAGUUUAAUUAUUGUAAAUCUUAAUUUUAGUUUCAUAUAAAUCAUUUACAAUUGAAAUAUAUUAUUUUAAAUGAAUGUAAAAAAAAUUGUAUCAAAAUUUAUAAUUAUAUGUAUGGUCAAUUUUUAAAUUUUCAAAAAAUCAUCAAAAAAUAUGAUAUUGUACAAAAAAAAAAUAUAUAUUUGGUAUAUUUUACGCGAAGAUACGUAUUUUAAUUAUCACUUAGAAAAAAAGUAAAAUGCUCAAGCAAUACGCAAAAAAUAUUUAUAAUUCGAUAACUUUUCAUAUUUUCUAUAUCUUCAAAUUCUAAUUCUAAUCUCUAAAUCAAUUGUUGAGCAUAUUUAUAAUCUAAUUUGUCUAAUCUUUUCAAAUUUGCAAUUUUUUUUAUUUCAAAUAAUGUGAUUUCUUUUGUAAUGUAUAAAUAAUUACAACUUAUACUGUUUUAUAUAAUAAAAAAACUAUAAAAAAAAUUGGUACAUUUGUUCUAGAUACUUUUGAAUUAUAUAUUUUAUUCUACAGCAAAGAAUUUAAUGUCAAAUUGUCAAAUUGUCUAUUCCGAAAUUGAUGUAAUUAAAAUGUUAAUACUUAGUACAUUCAUGUACGAAUAUAAAUAUAUAAUGAAACUUUUAUAAAUAAUUUUCUCUUAAAACAUUGCAAUAGGAUCUUGUAAAAUAUUUCCGUACACUUUACCAUAAUUUUAAUCUGUAAUCUAUAUUAUACAUUUUAUUAUUGAUUCUUGUGUUUCUAAAUAUUUAUAUGAAUUAUAAUAUAUAUAUUUACGACUUUGCAAUAAGCAAUAGAUUGUAUUAUUAUAAAAUAAUAGUAAGUAAAAUCCACAAAACAUCUGUUCUAGAUCUGUUCAAUAUAUUUCAAUAAUUUUAAAAUCUAUAUUCCAAAUUUUGUCGAUUAAUUUCCAAUUAUAAUAAAAAAAUAUUAAUUUAAAAAAUUAAUAAAAUUUUAUGAAAUAUUAAAAUAUGUAUAUUAUUAAUUCUUUAAUACAAUUUCAUUUAAACAGGAAAUCAUAUUAGAAAUUUUUAUAAUGUUUCUGAUAUAAUUAUAUCAUGCUUAUGUUAUUUAGAAUAUUAUCAAUUAUUUUUUUCUUUUUAAUUUUCUCUUCUUUUGUUUAUUAAUAUUUAUAAUUUUUAUAGAAUUGAAAUUAUAAAAUAUGAAAUUUUAAUAUUAUUUUGAUUUCGAUACUAUUGCAUCAUAAUUUUAUCGAAUAGAAUAAAAUAUGUACGAUUAUGAAUUUUCAAUUUGACAAGCUUUAUAAAUUGAAAUUAUCUAUUCGUUUAACAAAUAUAUACAUAUAUAGCAUAGUAAUUAGAUAUACAUAUAUAUAUAAAGUUUGAACAUGCCAAUAAAUGCCUUAAAUACCAACGAUUAUAUAAAAUAAACUAUAAUAAUUUAUGUUAAUGAGAAUUUUUUAAAACACGAUAAUUUUUAACUUAUUUUUAUUUUUGAACUGUAGUGGAUGUAAACGUAUUAUUAAUAUAUACAAAUAUAUUAUGCACGAAUAAACUUUUCCGUAUUCUAAAUACAUGUACUAUAUAUUUAUUAUAUAUUAUGUAUAUUUCUUAAUAUUAAUUAUAGAUUAUGCAAGUCAAUUAUUAAUAAAAGGAAAAUAAGUAGAAAACUUCAUACAUAUAUUUUGUUAAUCGAAUCUUUUAUUAUUUCUUUUGUAGAACUAAUUGCGUUACAGUGUUUCCACUCUGUCCACCAAAAAUAAAUGUAUCUGCGGGAAGCACAUGUAAGAUAUCAAAAUCUAAAAUAUUAUAAAUUAUAUUAGUUAUUGUUAAUGUUAUAAUAAAUAUUGUUAUUAAUAAAAAAUGAAUUAAAAUAAUAUAUCAUGUAAUAAACAUGAAUUAAUAUCAAAAUUUACAGUAUGUACAAUGUUCUAAAUAAUAAAUUAUUCAAAAAAUGCUAUUUA